AUGUGUAAAAAUUGCUAAAAUUUUAGUUUUCUAAAAAAGCUAUUAUUUCACCUUUUGCAUGAAGGGAUCAAUUUAUUUUUUAUACUAAAAUUGUAUGGUAAUCAAUAUCUAUUAAACAUUUGUUAUAGAUUCAUCAAUACUACAAUUAUUUCUUGUUGGAAUUGUUUGGGGAGUUACAAAUCCAUUUAUAAAAUUGGCAACAAAUAAAGUAAAAAGACGAAAUAAGAAAUUUGAUUUGGUUUCGCAAGUCACUGACCAUUUGAAUAACCGGAACGUGAGUAUAUACUCAAAUGACAAAUAUCUAACAAAAUAUUGAAAACAAUAAUAUAAAAAUUUAAAUGAGUUUUAUUAUUAUUUUAGUAUUUGAUACCAUUUGCUAUCAAUCAAUGUGGUUCAUUGUUGUUCUAUUUCACUCUUAAAAACUCAGGUAAAAAAAAAUUGUAUCAAUUUAUAUUAUUAUUAGUCUGUUUUAUAUUGCUUAAAAAAAAAUUUCUAGACAUAUCUUUGGCUGUUCCAAUUGCGAAUGGAAUGUCAUUUGUGAGUACAUCGAUUGUAGGCCCCUUGCUCGGAGAAGAAAAGCCAAAAUUUAGUAAGUUUAUGUGAAAAAAAAAUUUAAUUUUAAAACAUUGGUUGCAUUUCUCAGACGUACUUGUCAGCAAAAUUAUAGCAUUUUAUAAAAUCAAUUGUAUGUACCAGGUACCUACCAAUAAUAUUUGAUUUCAGUUUGAAUAGGUAGGUUAAUAAUUACCUAAACAAUAAAAAAAGUCCAAGUAGAUACUCCAUCAAAGUAUUUGACCGAAUUUGGGAGGGCUAAUUCAAAUUAACUUUUAUUUUUGUUACAAAAAAUAAUAAAUAAUACUUUUGAAACAAUUUCGAGGGUGGAGGUUGACCCGCUAGUUACCACCUGAGUCCUACCUAUAUAUAUGAGUACUAAAGAAAAAAACAUGUCAUGAUCAAAUAAAUUAGGCAGGUUAUACCAACAAUGAUAAAAUCUCUGUUGAAAUAAGUUUUUAUAUAAUGAAUUGUUUAAUUUGAUCCAAGUCAAGGACUUUUGUUUUAAACAAUAAUUGAAAUCUGAAUGAUUUAUUUUUUUAUUAUAUUUACCAGCUAUACCGUUUUUUAAAGUAGUAAAGAAAUAUUUUACACAUGGUGGGGGGAGGCAAAAAUAUAGAAAGUGUAACUAUGGGUCUCUUUCAAAUAUCUUUCCUUCCUCCUCAUUAGACAUAUGUUGGGGAAGGGCUCAAUCCCCCCCUUUAUUUGUGUUAACAUUUUAUUUUUACUCCAUAGUUAGUUCUAAAAUUAAAUAUUUAUCGAACCAAAAUUCAUAAUUUUUUUUAAUGCAUGUAUAGUGAAUUUGUAUACAAUUUUUUUGUGAAUAGGAAUGAUUUUGUUUAUUCAUAAUAUUAGUUAUAAUUAAAUGCCCAUGAAGAAAAAUGUUUACACAUUUUCAAAUGAGAUACUGAAAUUGUAAACGUUUCUGUUUAUUUAUUAAUCAAGUAUCAAAUAGCAGAAUUGUACCUUAUAAAAGUUAUAAUUAUAAUAUAAAUAUUAUCUAUUAAAAUAUAUUUUGAAGCAAAGGCAUCUAUAAUAUUUUGAUAAUCAAUUUUAGAAGCUAUUUCUUAUAGCUUUUUACAAUAGUGUACCUACAUGUAUUUAAAAUAAUAAUAUUACAACAUCUUGUUUAUUUAAUAUGGGUGUUAAAUCAGAUUAUUAUUAACUUUAUGUGUUGUGAGCACUGUAUAGCCUGUGGCUAAAACCUAAAAAUAUUUUGCUUCAAUAUUUUUUGGCACGAGACCUUUCAUGAAUCAUGAAAUCCUGGACAAAUGUCCAAUCUGCCUUAACCUUCCACCGGUACUGGUUUUAAUUUAAAAUAUUAUUUCCAUUUUUAUAUUAGGUGAAUAAUGAUUUUUAAAAUUCCGUGUUUAGUUUUUUUAUUUCAAUAAUAUAAUAAAUAUGAAUUUAAUUUAGUAAAUCCUUGAUGAUUAUUCGCAGGCUCAUAUAAGUGCAUGGGGAGAAUGAAACAAUAAUACAUUUUUUAUUUUUAGAAAAUAUAUAAGUUAAUAUAUUUUUAUAAACAACUACCCUUUAACUCAACUUAGGUAGGGGAGGUAAAUCUUACCUCCCCUUACUAAAUAUAUUUGUUGGUUUGUCCAGUUAUUCAAAUGUAUCUAAGGAUAAUAGCACAGAUUAAAUAUACUGUUGAUAGUUCACUCUAAGGACAAACAUAACAGCCAGAUAAAUAGACGUUUUGGAUCCCAAAGGAAUAGUUCUAGUGGACCGUAAAUCCUGAUGAGAUUAAUUAUACUUCUAACGACCCUAUACAUACAAAUAACUUAAAAAAGCCAGAACAUUUUAUGAUGAAUAUCAAGUCUUCAUGAUGAUUUUUUAAUUACAAAAAAAUAAAACUGAAAGUAAUAGAAACUAUAGUUUCUGUUAUUGCAUAAUCAUUCCAGUUUUUCCCAACUUCAAUAUAAAAAAAAAACACCUCAAAAAAAACCAAUUAUUACUAGACAAAACUUUCUGCCAGAAACCAUCUCUGUAGUUUGUUAUUGUAUAGAAAUUCCUUAUAGAAAAAUUGUUUACAUGCAGACAAAUUUAAUCUAUAAUAAUAAAUCUACAUAAAAUGACGAUUAAUGUAAGAAUUAAUAUUAUGUAAUCAAAAUUUGAUUUUUACAAAAUAAAAUACCUAAAUACCUAAUGCAAUUUUCAGAUUUUACACAUUUAUCUUUAUUUUCCAUGUAAAUGUUUAUUGUUAAAAAUGCCACAAAUAUGUAAAGUUUUAGUGAAAAUAAAUAGUUUUGGUGUUUCAUAAUUCAUGUGAUUACAUUCAGAUAGUGUUCCACUACACUCUAGGUACUUAUUUUAUCAUCAUCAUUGUUCGCAAAAAUAAAAAAUUCAGCCAAAAAACCACUAAAUUUUUAAUACAUUUGACACCACUUGAUAAUCAAAAGUUGGUAAUGUGGUUUCACCGUCAAACACGGGGCCACAGAAAACAAGGAUUACAUUGUACUAUACAUAGAACAGGAUGUUAAAUUGUGCAAAAAUAAACCUUUAAAAGAAUUUGAUUAUUGUACAUAUUCCGAAAUAACAUGAGUGUUUUAGGGAACAUUGAUCAGUCUGUACCUUAAAGUUGACAGUUAUUAUAUAAUAUAAUAUAUGAUAAGUGAUUUAAUGCCAAUCUUCGAAAACAAGAAAGUUUGAAGAAAUUUUAAAUUAAAAUUGUAUAUUAAUUUGUUAUAACAUAAGUCCACUUAUAAGUAUAUGAAAAAAAAAAAAAAACAAAAAUCGUAUAAAUUUGAACUAACUCAAAAAGCCCCUCAUAUUAUGAAAAUAGCAGCACUUCUAGAAGGUGCUAAUAUUAUAAGUAAUAAGUAUUCAGUGAAUGUAUUAUUUUUCUACAACUUUUUUUCACUGAUUAAAAUAGGUAAAACAAAAAAAAACAAAAGAUAAAAUGCUUUGAUUUUGACUACUUCCUUCAAAAUAUGAACUCUAAAUAAAAAAUAAAAACUGUGACUAGUGAUUUUUGUUGCCACAAAAAACAUUAAGUUUUAAGAAAAACUUGAAGAAACUUUUAUCAAACUUUGAAAAGCCAAGCAAAUAUUCAAGUGUUGGUAAAACCGAAUAAUAACCUUGAAAAUGUUUAAUAACUAAAUUACUAAAAAAAGGUUAGAAAGUUAUAUAGUUAUAAAAAGAAAGUUAUAAAGUUAAUUAAUUUAUAUGUGUACGUAACAAUAAAUCAUAUAUAUUGCUAAUAAAAUACAAUUUUGAAUGUAGAUUUGUUAAACAUGUUUGUUUUUAAAUGCUAUGAUUUGUACAAUCAUUGUCAAAAUAAAAGUUGUACAUUCAUAAUAGAACCAAUAAAUUACUCGCUAUUUGUAGAUUCUUAAAAACCGCCAUGUUUUGAUAAUAUUGUACUAUGUUUAGAAAGUGCUAAUACAAAUGUUUAAUUAAAGUUUAAGCUCUCUACUUUUUUUUUGUAACUGAAUUUAUAAAAAAACCAUAUUAACAAUACUUAAUAAUAAUGUUGUCAAUAUUGCAUACAUAUUCCAGAUUUUCCUUAUUUUUAAAAAAAUCAAAAAAUUAUCACACUAACUGGACAAAACAUCACUAUCAGAAACUAUCUUUAAAGUUAAUGAGCUAAGCAAUAUUUCUAUUAUAGGGUCACCCAUUUAUUAUACACCAGCAACUUUCAUGGUUAAUUUUAAGUCAAUUUGAUUAUUGUUUUUUUUUUUUCAAUUAUUUAAGCUUUAUUUUAUCAUAAUUUUCAAUUUUUACUCCUACUGACUAUAAUCCUUAUACCUUAAGUAAUUAUAUAGUACCUAUAUAUUUUUAAUUUUGGGGAUUUCUAUUUAAAAAUCUAAAGUAUAUAUACUCAUUUAAGGCAUACAGAGUAUUGGUACAAAAUUAAAAUAGUGUUAAAGAUAAGGUGAUUCCAUAAUGAUUGGAAUAAAUGGAAAUUAUAAUUUCUCUUGAAAUCUUCCAAGAAAAUCAGUGAUUCAUGACAAAUGGAUCACUCUAUAGAGUAUCCCACAAUGAUCUGACACUUGAAAUAACUUUUGUAAUAUUCAAUAUUUGUAAUAUUUAUAUUUUAAAUAAUUAGUAUACAUCUGCACUACAGAUAACAUAUUUUUUCCUUUUAGGUGGAUGUACUUAAAAUUUUAAACUUAAAAAAAAAAAUUAUAUUAGUAAUUUUAUAAAAUAAAUAUGUUUAGAAAAUUUUUGGUGAUUAAAAUUAUUAUUAAGUUUUAGGCUUUUAUUUUCAACAAUUUUUUGAAGUUUUGGCAAUUAUGAAUAUUAUUCUGGUUUAUAAUCUAUUAUAAUAUUUAAUCAGUUGUCAGAGCACAUCAAAUGACAAGAAUUUCCUUUUCUAUUAGUAAAAUAAUACAUUAAUUAUACUAGGUACCUACUAAUUAAAUAAUAUAACAUAUUAUAAACCAUAAUAAUAUAUUCAAACAUGAAAAAACUGUAAACAAUUUUAUAAAACAAAAAUUUAAUCUUAAAUUAAAUGUCUAUUUUGAAUUUGUUUUAAAAAAUUAUAGUAAAAUUUUAAAUUUUAAGUCCCCACCUAAGAAAAAAAUUAAUUUAUAACUGCAGCGCAAAGAAAUACUUAUUAUUAAUUGAUACUGAGAACGGGGUAUCACUGUUGUAGAUGGGAAGUUGGGAAGGUAGAAGGUCAUUUAAUUUAUAUUUGUACAACUAUAUAUGCAACGAUAAACUAUUGCUAAGGAAAAAGGAUUCGGCGCAAAGUUCGACUACACAUGUUUUAAAAGGCCAUAAUAUUUACAAUUUUUGUCAAAAUUUGAUAAUAAAAUUCUUAUAAAUACUACAUUAAACUCAAACUUUUUUUUUUGCUACAAAUUACGAUUUAUAAUGAACCUCUUAUUGAAUUUUCAAGCAUUUCGUUGUUAAACCAAACAAUAUUUUUAACUAAAAAACAAAAUUCAAAAUUAUUAAAGCAUUAUUUUCGUACAUUUUCCCGUUUUUUCUAAUGCUUUUUUUCAGGUUUGCUCAAUUAUUAAAAUAACUAUACAGGAAACCAAGAAACGACCUUAUUACUCACCAAUAAGAUUAAAAAUGCAAUAAAAAAAGUCCCGUUGUUCUUCUAUUGGAGCAAUAUUUCUGGUAAAAAACGUUAAAAUUAAAUUUCGUUUAUUUGGCGUAAAAAUUUAAAAUAAUGAAAUCGUAGUACAGUAAAUUUAUUAGUUUUUAUGUUUCGUCUUUUUUGGUUUCUUCCAAUUAUUAUGAAAACCUCUUAAAAAAUCGAAAAUGUUUCGUAUUUGACACUAACAGAUUAAAUAAACGAAUAAAAGACCUCUUGUAAUUUUUUGAUUAGAGCAAGUUUUCUUGGACAAAUUUUGUAUACAAUAUAUGUAAAAAAAAUUAACACUGUAAAACCGAUAUAUUCCUCGCUUCGUUCAGAAUAAAAAAAAAAUAUGUAUUGAUAUUUGUUGAAUAAAACAAGUUAUUUCAAGUGUCAGAUAAUCGCGAGACACCAUGUAUAUGCACAUAUAUAUAUAAUUUAUUAAAAUAUAUGCAAUAUAAGCACCUAUCUAUAUGUAAUUAGUAUUUUAUUGCAUAUUUGUGUAGUGUACACAAAAAAACUAUUUUAUAUAUUGUGUUGCGAUUAGGUGUAGCUAUAUUAUGCAAGUUGCCUUUUCGGUUUAUCAAAAAUAUUUCGUAACUAUUCGACAUUGAGAAAAAUUAAGUACCUUACGUAACUUUCGUUUGAAACACCGACACGUGAAUAUAAUAUAAAGCAAUAAAUAGCAUAUAUACAUAUAAAAACCAAUUCAUGUUCACAAAUUUUUUGUAGGCGUACUUACUAGAUUUUCGUUAUACCAAUUCAUUUUUUUUGGUCCACUUGUUAUAGCAAUUUAUUUCAAGAUAAUCUAUUUAGCUGGGACUGGAGUACUAAGUAGAGUUAUAUAAAAUAAUUAAAACCAGACCCGUAAAAUUUCAGGUUCAGUUUUAAUUUUUUACAGUCCUAAAGUUAAGAGAAAGUGACUGAACUAAAUGAAAAAUCGUUUAAAAGCGAAUUCAAAAAUAAAUAAAUUUGAAAAUAUAAUGAAACCAUUACAGCCAUAAAUCGUCUUGGUUUUUUUACAUUUCAUUGGUGAUUAUUGUAAACUAUAUGGAAAUAAAAGAAUUAAAUAUUGUUAUACUAGAAAGGGAAAGUAGUUUAAAGGUACUUUUGACCCUUGAAACCUCACCGCUACGACACUGCACAAGGAAUGUAUGGAGAUAAAUUCUUUGAUAUUUUAUGGGAAUUAAUUGACAGUUUAAAAAAAAAAUUGUUUAAUACAGUGCUUUAGCCAGGGCUAUUUUUUUUAUUUUUUCGGAAUGAUGUUUUGCAGUUUACGUAAAUUCGUCAUAUUAGUAAAAUACAUUAUUAUUAGUGCUAUUAUAAGCAUACAAUUUAUUGCUUUAUAUUAUUAUAUGUGUAAUAUAAUAAAUUAAAUGAAUCACUAAUUGCAGAAAUGGGACAUGUCUAACGAAAUAGUUAUUACCGGAUUUAUAUUUAUUUAUUUUCAAGAGGUAGCUACAUACUUUAUGAAAAAAGUAGGAUUAGUCCUUCAAACCAUUAUGGAAAUAUCAACAGCUAAAGUUAAUUUUUAAUGCAGAAAGAGAACAUUGUCCCCUUUCUGAGUUAAAUAUCUUAAUACAUUUCUGUGACAACGUGGUUUUUGUGUAAACUAUAAAGUCAUUCAUAAGUUUUUAUUUAGAUUUUAUCAUUAACUGCGAACAAUAUUUCAUCCAUUAUUUAUCAAUAUUAUUUUUAGCCAAUCUAUUUCUGAGUUUGUUUUGUAAAAAUAUUAUUUAUAUUUUUUGAUUUUAAAAUAUUCGUGAAUUAUAAAAAAAAAAAUGAAAUGUGGAUAAUGAUGCGAUUUAUUUAUUUGUCCGUCUAGCUGCUUUUCAAUCUUGCCUAGACAGACAGUUUUUUAUGCUUUCUGUAAAAUUAAGUUUUAGGGACAUAUCCCCUAUCUGCAAUUAGUGAUUAUCUUAUAAGGAUAGAAACUCUGUUUUAACCUUGCAUUGUAAAACUAAAGAGGUAUAAAUAAUAAGUGAUAAAGGAAUAGAUAAGAGUCAUAAAAAAUUUGGUAGUUAUUAUUUAGUAGUAAUCAUAGCUCCUUAUCUCCAACACAAGCUGCAUAAGCUUACAGGAGGUAAGUUAAUCAAUUCUGUAAAAAAUUUAAUUUUGAUGUAUAUUAAAUGUUUUGUUUUUGAUAUCUUAAUAAAAAAAUAAUAAUAAUUAUUCCAGCUUAACAAAAACUUGAUAAAAAAUUAGUGCCUCCUUCCGAAAGUUUUGUAUGGCUAUGGUACUGGUUUAUGCUAUUAAAUUUUUACUUAUUUAUUUUUUGAAAAAAAAAAAAAGAAAAUGUAAUAAAUUAAUAUAAUUCAGUAAAAUAAAUAUGAGUAUAUCUACAACUAACUCACAAAAAUGCACCUAAGCAAGAUUCGGUUUCCACCCUUCGGGUACCUAUUACAGUUGUUAUAGUCUGUACUUCGGUGACACCAUUAUCACAUUUAAAGGCGUACUGGAUACCAGUCAUCAAAGAAAAGGAUAAAUGUUAAUUGUUGUAAUUGAAUUAUAUAGUAUAUUACGAUUCGGAUUAUUUGUAAAGGAAAAGCAAUGGAAUUUCAACGCCUUUCAAAAACUGCAGUAUAUGCAACUGAUAAUAGCUUCACCUACCAAAAAAAAAAAAAAAAAACUAUACACUGAUCUUGUUCAUUUGGUUAAUUAAUAAUUAUUUUAGUAGCACAGUUUGACUAGGCUUAAAAAAGACCAGACUUGUUUUUUUCCUCUAGAGAAACGAUUAAAAUAACGAGUUUGGUUUUAAACGAAUGCGUUAAAAGCAAUUUUACACAACCUAUUUCAGCCGCCGCUGAUAUUAUAUUAGUCACUAUUGCAUGUUCGAUUUGCUUGAUUAAAUAAACCGUUUCAAUAUCAUAUCUGAUCAUCAUAAACAUAUCCGAGACGACAAAAUUGGAAAACAAAAUCCCGAUAUAUUUUUGGCAUUAUCAGGCACGUAGCCAUGAUUAUUUUUUUUUGGAUGUCAACAUAAAAUUUAUCACAAACUACCUAUAAUUGUUGGGGGAGGUGAAAAUUAAAAAGUAAUGGAUAGAAAAUCAAUUGGUGAAGAGCUUAAAUUUCGGAGGGGAGAGGAUUGUUUAGACCCAAUAGACCCCUCCUGGUUACGAAUCUGGAUACUAUAAGUAGUGUGGUCGCCGGUAUUAUAACAAGUAUAACUUAAUUGUUUUUAAUGACUAAAAAUAUAUUUUGAAAAAAAAUCACUUAACAAAUGUAUAAGAACGCAAAAAAAAUAUAGGGCUCUAAUAAUCCCUCCUCUAACAGAUUUAAUUUAUGAAUACAGUUUUCUAACACCACAAAAAUGAUUAGUGAAAUAAAAAGAAAUUUAUUUUCAUAAUACUAUAAUACAUACGGUUUUAUCUAAAAGAUGUCAUUUUGUGUUAAUCAUUUGUGUAGUGUUAGGAAAUUUAAUUUAAUAACUAUAAGUCAUUAGAGCCAUUAAAGGGAGACUUUACAAUCCCUCUAUCAUCUUUACUUUUUUAAAUGUUUUUAAACGCCUUUUUGUGGAUUAUAAAAUAAUAUAGAUCCGAACACUUUUUCUUAAAGGAAAUAUGACUGAGAAGAUACUUUAGAGAGGUAAUUUUCGAUUUUCCCAAGAGUUCUUCCCAGCAAAUGUAAAAAACCGAGGAAAUCGGUACAACAUUAAACAAUUAUUAUUAAAGAAAAUUUAAAAAGCCUAUUUAAUUAUUUUACUUUAAUAUGGCAUAUAUAUAGUUGAUUAAGCAUCUAUCAACUAAACUUUGUUCAGAAUCGUUUUUUCGUUAGCAAUGGUUUAUCGUCGCUUACAGAUAUACAUUAAAUUCUCUUCCGUAACCUACCUUCCCAAUUUCCAACCUUCAAUUGUGGCUGCAUGCGUCCCCAUCAUCCUAGGACAGCUUUUUUGUAUAUUUUAUUAUAAUAAAUACGCAUUUUGUUAGCCCGAAUUUUUUUUAGCAAUGAACAAUCGCUGCGUACGUAAAUACAUUGAAUUUCCUCUCUACUUUCUCAACCUCAAAGGUAGACCAUCUCACAUGUGAACUAUGUCCGUUUUUUAUUAUUUUCCUUAUUUAUUUCCUAUAUUAUAACGGUUUAUAGUUUUAUUUUAUCGUUUAUCACCGAAUAUACCGUGCUAUUAUAAUAUCACUAUCAAUUUGUUACCAUUUUUCUUUCCUUUAGCGUCAUAGUCUUAAGUACACAGUACACACCCACUAGCACAUUAUAGAUUGACGACCACGUCCACUUCCUACCAAGUGCUGUUACACGUACACACACAAACACAACAGGCACAUUAAGGCAGAGUAUGCAUUUGUUGGUAUAUCGACUAUUAUUGUUGAUUCCCGGGUUACUUAGGUAGGUAUAGGCUCCUGUUAUAAGUAAAACCAAUACAUUCCUCACUUUGCUCAGAAUCUAUAAUGAGUGUUGCUUGAAAAAAAUUUAAAUUAACUAUACUUCAUUUUAUUACUAUAAUUUAAUAAAUGAAGUAUAAUAGUAUCAUAAAUAUAUCCUACGUAUUAUUUUUAGACAGUGAACAGUGAACACUUUUUAAUAUUCAAAAUUAUGAGAUCGAAUAGCUUUAAUAAUAGCUUUCAAUUAUCGAAAAAUAAAAAAUACCUAUUAAUAGGUAUUACUCACACUAAUAUAAUAUAACGAUUAUUAUCAAAAUUAUUAAAUAUACUUACAAUAUGGGUUAUAUGUUAUAAAAUAGGUAAAAUUACCUAUUAUAGGUACCUAUAAGUUUUCAGCCACUGUUAUACAUGUAUUACACUGUUUUGUAAAAUAUUGCAGCCAUGACAAAGUGACGGACGAAGAGCAAAUUGGUGACGUCUAUUUAAGGGGUUUAAUUUAGGCAAUAUAUACUCACAAUAUUUAUAAUAUACAUAUUUUAUGGCUUGCGUCUAUGUGCGUAGUAAAUGAUCAUUAGCGUGAAUGUGAUUCCAGUAAUGUCAGUUAAUAGAUACGGAUGUUACAUAUCCAUACGUACACAUUUAUAAUUACCAAUGCGAAAACCAAAUAUUAUAAUUUAAUCAUUUAAUAUUAGUAUAUAAGCACGUAUAAUGGACGUUUAAAAUUACAAUAAUGUCGGUUUAAAAUUAAUGUACCUACGUAGACGAUAUUUUUCUAUAAUUUAUAUUAUACACUGUGGUGAUUCACUGAACUGAAAAUACUCAUUAUCUCGAAGUAUUAACUUUUUAAGGAAUUUUUUUUACUUAAGAAAUAAAUAGUUCUAAAAUGUACAUUAUCAUUUUGUUUGUCAUCCUUAUUUUUGAAGGGAAGGUAGUGAAAAGACUAUCUAUAAUGAAAAUACCUCAAAUAGAUGGAGUUAUUGGUUAAAAUAAAUUGUUGUGAUGGAAUUUUUUAUUUCCCAUUUACGAGAUAUUCUACUUUAAAAUUUAGGUGGGGUGAGUAGUGGAUCACUAAGUAAUAAAAUUCCACACGUCAUGACGCCAAACAAAUGAUACUCCGCUACUUUCCCCCUACUCAAACUUAAAAGUGGAAUAUCUUGUGAAAGGGUUAACGGAAAUCAAAAGUAGUUAGUCGUUUAGCUCCCAAAAAUAUUGGUUAUAAACAAAUGAUAAUGUAACAUUUUAGAACUAUUUGUUUUUUUAAGUUUUGAAACAAAAAAAUAAAAAAAAUCCAAGAUAAUGAGUGUUCACAGUCAAGUGAAUCACCUUACUUACCUUAUAUCUUAAGUUCUAUUUCAGUGUAUUGUACUUGUGUGAAUACCGAUUUAACUAAGUGUAAAUUUAGUUCAUUGCCGAAUAUCAGCUAUUAUUUUAAAAAAUAUCUUUUUUUUUUUCAUCAGUAUUACACCGAAAAAAUGCCGUCUCUUACACAGUGCCGACCCAGACGUAUGUCUGUGUUACCUAUGCUUUUUGUCGGCCUUGUAUGUUUACAUCAAUAAUGGGUAUAAUUGUUGGAUUUUGGCUCUUGUUUUUUUUUUACAACUUUUUAGAAAACUGUUGGGAAUUUGAAAACAUUUGCAAAGAAAUCCGCAUCUUUUGAAGUACCUAGGGCAUGAAAAAAAUCAGACUUUUUUUACUUACCGAAAAAGUUAAAUAAAAACACAUCCAAACAUCUUUGUAAAUCUGUAACAGUUGCUUUUCUUCACUAUACUUGGAAUAUAAAAUACUAUAGCAAAAACUACCGAAAUAAAAUAUACUUACAAAUAGCAUUUAAUAGUAUUAAUUCUGAACUUCAUCACGAACAAGAAUAUCUUUAUUAACCUAUAUACCUAGCUAACCUACUUCACUAUAUUAUAACGUUCAGAUUUAAAAUGUAUAAUAAUAUAAUGCCCAGAUUUAAACAAAAAUUAACAGAAAAAACUAAUGGGUACCAAACACCUGUAUUUCGAUUUUUUUUUAAAUAUUAAGCUUUCGGUACCAAUUCGUUUUUCUUCUACUUGGUUUUCAUUCCGACUAUUUUGGGUCAGCCACUCUUUUCUUAAAUUUCUAUUUGAACCGAUUAUUAUCCUCACAUACACUGGCUAUCUAUAUAUCAUUCUUAAUCGUAUCCAACCACCUCUGUUUCGGCCUUUCUCUCUUCCUACGUUUAUUUUAAUUACCAUUCUUAUUGUUUCUAAUUCCUCUCUCCUGAUAUGCUUAAAUCAUUCCUAUAAUUUCCGAUUUCAGUACCUAUUAAUUUAAAAAUCAUAUACCGGGCGAUUCAUUUAAGUACACUCAUUAUCUCAGAAAGUAUUAUAUUUUUCCAGAAUUUGUUUUCUAGAAUAUUUAAGAAACAAGCUACUUUACAAUUUUAUAUAUAUAUGUUAUUUUUUAUCACCUUUAUUUUUGGAGGUAAAACCAUUACUUUUGAUUUUCAAAUGAUAACCUAUAUUAAAAUAUCUAUAAAUAGAUGGAGUAUGAGUUAAAAUAAAUUUGAAUUUUAAAAUGUUUGAUUUUCGUCAAUCCGUUGACAAGAUAUUCCACUUUUAAGUUUGGAUUGGAGGAGAAUGCUGGUGCAUUAUUAACACACCGCGCGCCGUACUGCUCCACAAAUAAUACUCCACUACUUUUCUCUAACCCAAACUUAAAAGUGGAAUAUCUCGUCAACGGCCUGAUAGAAAUUAAAAAUUUCAACACUCAAAUUUAUUUUAACUAAUAUUCCAUCUAUUUAUGGAUAUUUUAAUAUAGGUUAUCAUUUGAAAAUCAAAAGUAGGUAGUGGUUUUCCCCCAAAAAUAAAGGUGACAAAAAAAAACACAUAAAUGUAUAAUUGUAGAGUAGUUUGUUUCUUAAAUUUUCUAGAAAAAAAUUCCAGUAAAAGUUAAUACUUUCUGAAAUAAUAAGUAUAUCCACUUAAAUGAAUCACCUGGUAUGUAUAUAUAAUAAUUAUGAUUAAAUAAUCUACACAUGAAUAUUUCUAUGUAUUCAACUGUAAUAUAGUUUUAAUUUGAUAAUUACAUUAUUUGAUGUUUGAUUGUUUGAGAUAAAUAAUUACAAGAUGCCUACAAAAAUAAAAAAAUAAAAUUGAUUAUUUAUAAUAUAUGAGUUACUUGAUAGGGUUUUUAUCUGGCAAUAUAUAAAUUAACAAAGAAAAAAGUAAAGAUGACAUUUUGAUUUGACCUUUCAACGAUUUCCCAAUUGGAUAAAAUUGAUACACCAGGGACAUUUUAGUCCAAUUUGUUCCUACAGUUCUAAAUGUCUUCAGAAAAAUUUUAUUGGGCGAGAUAUUUUUGAAUUACCUACUUAAAAAUAUUUAUUUUUUUACAAAACUUAUUAAAUUGUCCACAACAUAGAUAAUUAAAUGUCCACGGAUAAAAAAAAAAUAUUUUUUUUGGAAAAUUAAACAUCAAUUACUUAUCUAACAUAUUAUAUAAAUAACAAACAAUAUCAUUAUUUAUUAUUAUUAAUAUAAUUGUUUUUACUAUUAUUAAUUUUUUUUUUUUAAUUUCAGGAACUUUGUUGGGAAUACUAUUUCUACUGUUUGGUAUUUUUUGCUUCGUAAUAGAUAAGAAACUAUAA
Messenger RNA from Cinara cedri, 13528 nucleotides. The record is from the annotation of a GenBank genome assembly. NCBI's taxonomy places the organism in Eukaryota, Metazoa, Arthropoda, Insecta, Hemiptera, Aphididae.